AUGAUCGAUGGAACCCAGAACACGCUGAUUCAGGAAGACUCGAUCCCCUUCCCAGAGACAGACGAAGAGAACCCACACGGAAAUGCAUGGAAGCUCGUCCGAAAAGCCUUCGAGAAAUCCACUUUCGCCGACGCCGCACCGCACAAAAACCGCAUCUUCAAGAUUGUCAACGAAUCCAAACCAAACCGCAUCUCUGGUAACCCGGUCGGCUUCAAAUUCGCCCCCUUACCCUCCCAGUUAAUCCUAGCAGGUAAGAACUCGGUGGUCUGCAGACGUGCCCGCUACGCCGAACACCACGUCUGGGUCACCCGCUACCGCGACGGAGACCUCUGGGCCGGUGGGAAAUGGACAAAUCAGUUUCUGUCCAAGAUGGAUGGGGUGUCAGAAUACGCACGCCGCAAUGAAGAUGUCCGCAAUCAGGAUAUCGUCGUCUGGAACGUGUUUGGUAUCACACAUAACCCCCGCGUGGAGGAGUUCCCAGUCAUGCCGGUGGAGGUUAUGACGGUGUCGCUUAAGCCGGCGGAUUUCUUUGAAUUGAAUCCGGCUUUGGAUGUUCCGCAGAGUACGCAGGAGUUUAAUCGAAGUGUUCUUUUUGAGGAUGGUGCAAAUUGCUGUGCGGUGCAGGAGAAGUCUAAACUUUGA
Messenger RNA from Monascus purpureus, 642 nucleotides. NCBI's taxonomy places the organism in Eukaryota, Fungi, Ascomycota, Eurotiomycetes, Eurotiales, Aspergillaceae. The record is from the annotation of a GenBank genome assembly.